AGAAAUUUGAAAACGUCAAAAAUGAAAAACUAACCACAAAAUAACUGAUAAACGAAUUUGCAACAGGACUUUUGUUGUAAUUCUCGAUUUGGAAUUUAUUUCAAAAAUGUUGAAAUCGAUCAAAUCGUUAUCUAAUAGUCUGCGAAGUUCUUUGACUAUAAGAUCCAUACAGACUUCCACAGCUGUCCAUCAUGAUAGCUUAUUCGUUCACAGAGAUACUCCAGAAGACAACCCAGACAUUCCCUUUGAAUUUACCCCAGAAAACAAAAAGAGGGCCGAGGCUAUUCUUGCCAUUUAUCCUGAAGGCCACAAGAGGGGUGCAAUGAUCCCUUUACUGGACCUUGCCCAGAGACAAUACGGUUGGUUGCCGAUUUCUGCCAUGCAUAAAGUCGCAGAAAUUUUGAAAUUGCCCAAGAUGAGAGUGUACGAAGUUGCUACCUUCUACACUAUGUUCAUGAGAAAACCUACUGGGAAAUAUCACGUACAAGUGUGCACAACAACUCCUUGCUGGUUGAGAGGAUCUGAUCAAAUUCUAGACGCUGUCAAAAAAAACCUCAACCUGGAAGUAGGUGAGACCAGCAAAGAUAUGAUGUGGACCAUCUCUGAGGUAGAAUGCCUAGGAGCCUGUGUGAACGCACCCAUGAUACAAAUCAAUGAUGACUACUAUGAAGAUCUAACUGAGAAGGAUACUGAUGAGAUUUUGAACGACCUGAAAGCUGGGAAGAAACCUGCAGCAGGGCCAAGGAGUGGAAGGUAUGCAUGUGAGCCGAUUGGCGAACCAACUUCUUUGAAGGGCGAGCCCACAGGCCCAGGUUUUGGUGUGAGAGCAGAUUUGUAAAUAAGAGUAAAUUAUCGUUAACCCAAUGUGUGUAUUUCCAUCCUCUUAAAUUAAUAAAAAAUGAGAAC
Molecule: messenger RNA, 906 nt
Organism: Leptinotarsa decemlineata (Colorado potato beetle)
Lineage: Eukaryota; Metazoa; Arthropoda; Insecta; Coleoptera; Chrysomelidae
Gene: ND-24
Product: NADH dehydrogenase ubiquinone
Biological process (GO): mitochondrial electron transport, NADH to ubiquinone
Cellular component (GO): respiratory chain complex I
Molecular function (GO): NADH dehydrogenase activity
Source: RefSeq, a predicted model, not a curated record